Molecule: messenger RNA, 6092 nt
Organism: Myodes glareolus (Bank vole)
Lineage: Eukaryota; Metazoa; Chordata; Mammalia; Rodentia; Cricetidae
Gene: Ccnd2
Product: cyclin D2
Source: RefSeq, a predicted model, not a curated record
CGUCACUGCCUCAGAGUGAGGAGAGCGAGCUGGGGAGAGCAAGGCAGUUCCGAGGGAAGGACUGUGCGAGGCAGGCAGCCCUUGAGGCUCUGCUCGCUCACCUUCCACUCUUCCUCCUUCUCUCAGUCAAUCUCUCUCUCUCUCUCUCUCUCUCUCUCUCUCUCUCUCUCUCUCUCUCCCAUUUUCCCUCUCUCAAAUCACCAAUUUCGCCAAAGGAAGGAGGUAAGGGGAGCGCCCCCUCCCUCCAAAAACUACUAACACUUCCACAGUCGGGACCGAGUGGUCGCUGGCUGGCCAUGGAGCUGCUGUGUUGCGAGGUGGACCCGGUCCGCAGGGCUGUGCCGGACCGCAACCUGCUGGAAGACCGCGUCCUGCAGAACCUGUUGACCAUCGAGGAGCGCUACCUCCCACAGUGUUCCUAUUUCAAGUGCGUGCAGAAGGACAUUCAGCCGUACAUGCGCAGGAUGGUGGCCACCUGGAUGUUAGAGGUCUGUGAAGAACAGAAGUGCGAAGAGGAAGUCUUUCCUUUGGCCAUGAAUUAUCUGGACCGUUUCUUGGCUGGAGUCCCGACUCCUAAGACCCAUCUUCAGCUCCUGGGUGCAGUGUGCAUGUUUCUAGCCUCCAAGCUCAAAGAGACCAUCCCACUGACUGCUGAAAAGCUGUGUAUCUACACCGAUAACUCCGUGAAGCCCCAGGAGCUGCUGGAGUGGGAGCUGGUGGUGCUGGGCAAGCUGAAGUGGAACCUGGCUGCUGUCACCCCUCACGACUUCAUCGAGCAUAUCCUGCGCAAGCUGCCCCAGCAGAAGGAGAAGCUGUCCCUGAUCCGCAAGCACGCGCAGACCUUCAUCGCUCUGUGUGCUACCGACUUCAAGUUUGCCAUGUACCCACCAUCGAUGAUCGCCACUGGAAGUGUGGGAGCCGCCAUCUGCGGGCUUCAGCAGGAUGAAGAAGCGAACACGCUCACGUGUGAUGCGCUGACCGAGCUGCUGGCCAAGAUCACCCACACUGAUGUGGACUGUCUCAAAGCCUGCCAGGAGCAAAUUGAGGCUGUGCUCCUCAACAGCCUGCAGCAGGUCCGUCAAGAGCAGCACAACGGACCCAAGUCUGUGGACGACCUGGACCAAGCCACCACCCCUACGGACGUUCGGGACGUUGACCUGUGAGGACGCCGUUCGGGGCCCGCAAGAGAGAGGCGUGUUCGUCAUCUGCUCGCUCCUUCUCUCUCUAGUUACGCUUGGUUCUUUGUGUUUUAGGAUGAAACUUUAAAAAAAAAAAAAUCUGCCCCCACCUAGAUCGUAUUUAAAGAUCUUUUAGAAGUGAGAGGGAAAGGCCCUAUAAUUUGAAACGCAUGUGGUGCCUGUUCAAAGUACGGCAUACGGGGAUCCCUUGUCUAAGAGAACAGUUGUUUGGUGAUGGAAGAGUCAUAGUAAGAUGCUUACAGGAGAGCGCGCAGGCUAGCUCCAUUACGUACACCUGCAAUAUUGGAACAAGUUAGAGAAAACUGUCUUUUGUGCUUGUGAACUAGUCCAUAUGCCCCUUUUAGUAGAAUUUCAAGGAGCCGUGGAUGCCAGUAAGGCAUGCAUGAUUAGAUUGCAGAGCAGUGAGCGCAAGAAGGAAUCAGAAGCAAGAAGGGACGCGCUGGGGAGGUUGCACAGAACUACCUGUCCACAUGGCUGAACCAUUUUGGAUGUAAGAAGCGCCUUGACGCCUCACCACGUGUUACCAAGACUUAGCAUGGCGGGGUCUCUCCGUUGCAUUCUCUCGCUGUCUACAGUAGCUGCUAUCUAAGGGGUAUGUCUUUUGCCAGUUGGACACAGAUGAUUGGCUCCUAAGUCUCAUAUUUGGUGAGUUUGUGCUUCUUCCUCCAAACAUGGUUCAUUGUAGAUGUACCUACUGCUAUCUAAUGGAGGGGAUUAGCUAUGGGCCAUGACCAAAACUCAUCUAAAUGGGGGCAGGUGGAGACCACAAGUGAACCUGAAACAAAGCUAUCCUAUAUAACGGAAGAGGGCGAGGCAAUCUUUAAUCCCUUAUUAGGAAAACAACAGCUUAGCUUCUGGUGCUGACUGGCAUGUCUGGUCCACAGUUUAACGUUGUUAUAAACCAUUCCAUUAGAAAAGCACUUUGAAAAAUUGUUCUGGGUUGGGGUGGUGGGGGGGAGGUGGGUAGAUGGGAUGGUUUAUGCAAUCAUGUUGAAUACUCCUUCCUUCUUUGCCCCCCCCCCCGUCCCCUUCCUAGUAUUCAUUUUUGGAGUCUGAUGUUCUGGUACAUAACUCUGGUGUCCCUACCAGGACUAAGAGGUCCUUCCGCUGACAUUCCUAUCCCAGCCUAAAAACAAAGGUUUAAACCAUUCUGGUGGCAUAGAAGGAUUGAAUCCCCAUCUGUAAUUUUCUUCUUUGGACAUGAAAAGAAACAUCAGGUGCGGCAUUUUGUUACCUUUUCUGUUUUUGGGUUGUUGUGUUUUUUUUUUUCUGUUUGUUUGUUUAAUUUUACUGCAAAGUUGUAUUCAUCGUACUUGAAUUUUUCCUCUCCUACUUCUUUGAGGCAAUCAGCAAAUGGAAGUUGGAGCCACAGUUGUCAAUUGACAGGAAAUGAAGCUAUUUGUUAAAAUAUUUGCCUUUUUUUUUAAAGAUAAAAGAUCAGAACAGGGCUGCUUUGAAGAAAGAAUUUCAUACACAGGCUCUGCCUUGUUUCCUAGCGUGAGGGUUGAAGACGGAGAAACAGCUAAGGGUCUCUUAUCUUUUGUUUUCUUUUGUUCUGUUUAUUAUUAUUUUUCGCUGCUAAGCUGAGAUCAUUCAUCCCUAUUCACAUUAACAGUACCUAGCUGUAAUGUUUCACGGUGUGCUGCUAUUUUAGAAACAUUGUUAUAAUAUAUUAUUUUACUGCUUCAAUUUCAAGUCCCGGAGUAGAUGGUUGAGAUGAGUUCUUUGUACUGGGAAGGCUUUUUCCUCAGUUCUUUCCUUCAGGUAGCAUAGCAUGGUUAUAUUUCAUCCGUUCUGUUUCUCUCCUUUCCUUUCAUGGAUCUCCCACCCCCAUCACAUUCUUCAAAGAGAGUAUUCUUUACCUCAGGUUUACUGGACAAAAUCAAUAAUGAUAACAAUGUAUGUUUUUGUUUCACGAUACCUCGCAGCUAUAGUUUCUAUUGGGAAGGCCGCUAGCAGAAGGCACAGGCAGAGGGCAGGCAGAAAGCAGAAGCUGGGCAUCCUAGGUAGAAGGCAGAAGAGAUCUGACCUUAAGGUCUCAGGCCCGGGGAUCUUCUGCCUCGCAGGCUCCCCUUUGACUCAGGCUCCCUCCUCAUGAUAAAAGCACGCCAAAGGGCUCCUCCACACGAGGCAGGCACUCGGCAAACACAGGCAGUGGACCGGGCAAGCCUGAUUUGUAUGCAGUCCACCUGGAUCAACAAUCAAAAAUUCCGGCAGACAGUUCAUAGACACACACACACACCCAUCUUGUAGCCCAUCUGGGAACAGGACCUUCUUCUCUAUAGGGCCCCUUCAUCAUGAAAGUUGACCAGUUUAAUUCUCCUUGGCACUGAUACCCCUACUUAGGAUGGUCUUCAAAGUCUUCCUAGGACGGAGUCUGUGGUGCUGAGUCUCCCAUCCUCCACAGUGGCAGGCAAAUGUUGUGCAGGGCCAAGGUGUCUGUGGGUGGUAUUGAAUGGCUUCAGGUUUUGAGUCCCAUUGAGUGUGUCAGAUAGGAAGCAUGGGCUGAAGAAGUUUGGGAUGCACACCGAAAGGGAGUGAGAGGCCGUUCCUCCGGUCUCAAAUAUAUUUAGGAAGGAUCAGGACUCGGGGAGUUAGCAUGACCCUAAAAUUCUAGGGAGUUUGUGGUGGAACUGUGAGUGAUGAAUUGGGAAGUGUGACGGGGGGGGGGGCAGGAAGGGAGCAGCCUGCAGCUAGCCAAUGUUUAUCCAGAGCUCACUCUGCACAGCCCAUACUCCUGGUCUUUAAGAACCAGACGAACACAAUCACUUGAGUUCUCGGGCACCUGGGGUGCCUGAUGAGUUACCCAAGGCACUCAUGACCUUGGGGUUAAACAGAAUACUGAAUGAAGGAAACUGACCCAGCAGAGAAGAGACAGGCUACUGUCUGCCCCUCCAGUCCUCUCAUCUGGGAUGAAGAGGACACUUCCUGUCUGCCAUCCUCAGAGCCUGUCUGAUGAAGGGUGCAGAGUGGUUGUUCUGCCUGCUCUUUGCUUACACAAGGUGGGGAGCCUUGAUUCCUUGGUGAUCAGUACCCUCUGCUUAAAUCUGGGUCUCCAUGGUAAUAUUUUUGUCCCAAAGGGGUACAGAUCACCCUGUGGAUUUCAGCUUGCUCCCUCACCCCCUUCACGUCCUUCAAAAGGGAUUGCAGACUCUGAUUUUUUUUUCUGCCUUGUUAAGAAACUCUUUUUUUUUUCUUGUUGUUUGUUCUUUCUCCAUCUGUGGGGGCUAAGUUGGUCCCCCAGCUUGCCAAAUUUUGAUCCUUCCCUGUUUCGACCAAAUCUUAGUGGGGAGGAAACCCUAGUAUGCCAAAAAAUAAUAUGCUAAGCAUUAGGAGAUUCAGAACAGUUCCUAAUAGCCAGGCAGCCUGCAAGAGGACAAAGGCUGACCAUCCAUUGAGUAGUGUGCUCCUUCUAGAAGAGUCAGCUUUUAGGGGUUGUCUUGGUGUGCGCUGUCCCCAGGACACCAUGGAAGCGCAGGGCACAUCUUGGAGGUAGUUAAUCUUAAAGUGUGUGCUAACCAAGCUCUGGCAGCUCCCCGGGCUAGGGGUAUAUGGAGCUGCCCUGGACCCCAUCCUGUUGCUAGCAGGGUAAGUGGCCCCUCAGAGGGAGCUUAAUAGCUUUCUUAUAGCCUAGCUAUUUGGGGAUCUACCAAUCUGUGCCUUGAGAGCUAUAGGACCAACAGACAAGAUUGGACGGCUUUCACAAAGAGGGUGGAUGAGCUUUCUCUGUAUGGGUGGGCUAUGGAGACAGGCCUGGGAGGAUCACACUUGUACCUUAUGUCCUGUAAAUACUGAUUUUCUAGUUCAAGAGGGUAUACUGGUGGUGUGGAAACUGGGGGUAGCAAUGAGAAGUCUAAGUAAGCCAGCUGACUUCUAAGUCCAAAGGAUUCCUCUUUGCUUAUCUUAGGCAGUCCAACCUUGGGAAUAGCUUUAAAAGGGAAAUGAAUACCGAGACAGUGAAGUCCUCUUAGGUCAACAAGCCCCUCCAUAGGUACACAUUGCACACAGGCAUUUCUCGGUGCAGACGCCGGGUGGCUCUGAACAGCUGCCGCACGCUCAUCCAUUUGGGUAGGAAGAUCCAGGAGGUGUUGUGACUUCCUUACCCCACGUGGCCUUUGAUGUUUUUAGAGUCUAACAACACAGAAGAGGUGCUCCAGCCAGAACCUGUGCCCCCUCUGCUUUUAAACUUGACUGGGCUAGCAGAUAGGUUUUUGGCUCUAGUUUUAAGAAGCCAUCAACAAAUACACACACCUGAUGGAGCUGCAGGUCACGGCUUUGCCCGCAGCCCACUCGUGGGGGAGAAGUGCCUUACUGACCGUAGCCAGCACAGUAGCCACUCGAUUUCAACAGGUGCCUAUCUUUGACAAAAAAGGAAAAAAAAAUUUAAAAGGUCUCUUAAUUUUUAUUGGCUGUCAUUCUUGGCUGAUCAUCAUGUAUGUCGUCCCCAGCAAGUCGCCAGGUCAUCAAAUUAUCUCCCUUAUGUUUAUUAUCCUUCUGCCGUGUACCUCAGAUCUAUCAGUUAUGAUCUCUUGUCUUGGAUUGUUUUUUUUUUCCUUUCUUUUUUAAUUUGCUUUAAGAGUGUGAUACCAUAUCAUAUCGAUGUUAUUCUCUCACGGUGUAUUCUAUAACAGGUGUGGGUGGGUUUUAUGGUUGGGAUGCUAGACAAUGCUAAAGUAGCAUGAUCGUGUGGGGAAAAAAAAAUAAGGUCUUUAGGAAAUCCGGGGGGAGCGUGGUGUCGGCUGUGAUGGUCACAGUCAGCUGUUCUAAGUGAUCUUUUAAAAGGCAACUUGUUCUUCUGACUCGUGUGCAGUCAGAUUUGAGGAUGGAGUUGGAAGUGGUUUUGGAUGCAAUUAGGUUAUGCUAUUUGGACAAUAAACUCACCUUGACCUAAAA